Molecule: messenger RNA, 4432 nt
Organism: Physeter macrocephalus (sperm whale)
Lineage: Eukaryota; Metazoa; Chordata; Mammalia; Artiodactyla; Physeteridae
Gene: STOML1
Product: stomatin like 1
Exons: 8
Coding region: 5-1396 (463 amino acids)
Cellular component (GO): plasma membrane
Source: RefSeq, a predicted model, not a curated record
AGUCAUGCUCGGCAGGUCUGGGUACCGGGCGCUGCCCCUGGGGGACUUUGACCGUUUCCAGCAGUCGAGCUUCGGCUUCCUGGGCUCGCAGAAGGGUUGCUUGUCCCCGGAGCCGGGCGGCGUGGGGCCGGGGGCCGGUGAGUGGCCGCCCAGCACAGCGGACCCGGGAGAGAUCGGCUGGCUCCCCUGGGCCCGAACUCUCUGCCUGUCGGGAGUCAGCCGAUGCACCUCAGAGCUGGCCUUCCUGGCUCUGCCAUGGCCUCAUCAGUUUCCUGGGGUUCUUGCUGCUUCUGAUCACCUUCCCCAUUUCUGGUUGGUUUGCCCUGAAGAUGAGGAAACUGAAGCUCAGACUUGUCCAAAGUCAUACUGGGAGCCAAUAAGUGGCAGAAACAAGUCUUCCCAAACUCCCAAGUUUGGGGGUCUGAACGCUGGCUUUAAGAUCGUGCCCACCUAUGAGCGCAUGAUCGUGUUUCGACUGGGCCGGAUCCGCACCCCUCAAGGACCCGGUAUGGUUCUGCUCCUGCCCUUCAUUGACUCCUUUCAGAGGGUGGAUCUGAGGACACGAGCCUUCAGUGUCCCUCCUUGCAAGUUGGCCUCUAAGGAUGGGGCUGUGCUGUCUGUGGGGGCUGACGUCCAGUUCCGCAUCUGGGACCCGGUACUGUCGGUGAUGACAGUGAAGGACCUGAACACAGCCACACGCAUGACGGCCCAGAAUGCCAUGACCAAGGCUCUGCUCAAGAGGCCUCUGCGGGAGAUCCAGAUGGAGAAGCUCAAGAUCAGCGACCAGCUCCUGCUGGAGAUCAAUGAUGUGACCAGGGCCUGGGGGCUGGAGGUGGACCGCGUGGAGCUGGCAGUGGAGGCCGUGCUCCAGCUGCCCCAGGACAGUCCAGCUGGGCCCAGCCUGGACAGCACCCUGCAGCAGCUGGCCCUCUACUUCCUGGGAGGAGGCAUGUCUUCAGUGGCAGGAGGUGCCCCACUCCCCGAGCCAGCAGAUACCUUGGAUAUGGUGAACGAGGUUGAGCCGUCUGCCCCUCAUGGUGGUGCCAGGUCCAGCCCCAAGCAGCCAGUGGCCGAGGGGCUGCUGACGGCUCUGAAGCCCUUCCUGUCUGAGGCCCUGGUCAGCCAGGUCGGGGCCUGCUACCAGUUCAAUGUCGUCCUGCCCAGUGGCACCCAGAGCAUCUACUUCUUGGACCUCACUACAGGGCAAGGGAGGGUGGGACACGGGGUGCCUGAUGCCAUCCCUGAUGUGGUGGUGGAGAUGGCUGAGGAGGACCUGCAGGCCCUGUUGUGCAGGGAGCUGCGGCCCCUGGGGGCCUACAUGAGCGGGCGGCUGAAGGUGAAGGGCGACCUGGCCGUGGCCAUGAAGCUGGAGGCUGUCCUCAGGGCCUUGAAGUAGCAGGUUUGGCUGACUGUCCAUAGCCCAGCUCCGAACCUGGCACCAAGCCAGGGGGGCAUCUUGGAGGAGGAGUCAUUGACACUGCACCUUGGAUUGUUGAGGCCCUGAGAAGUUUCAGGCCCAGCAAGAGCCAAUGAGCAGAGGCUGGGAGACCCUGGAGACUGGGAAAGGCUGAGUCAGGCGGCCCUGCCCUUCUCACCCACAGUGGUUCUCCGGACAAGCCUUUGCUGAUCCUGGUCCCCUGCCGAGUACCCGGUCUGAGCUGGGUACACAGCGCAGUGACAGGAGAGCCAGGCCUGCUGUGCUCUGCUGGCUACCUGACUGGAGAGCCAGGGCUGACAGAAACAGCCUGACAGCAGCUGGUUUGGUCCCAGUGUGAGGGAGCAAUGCAUGCAGCUCAGGCUCCAAGCUCCAGAAGCAGGGUCAGAGAGGCUGGAGGAGGGAGAGGGAAGGCGGCCACCGAGAAGAGGUCCCUGCAGUGGGAGGGAUCUGGGGAUCGGCUGGGUCCUCCCUGCUGAUUGCAGUCCAGGCCCAGGCUGUGGGGAUGGGGACAGGAAAGAGUGGGGCUGGCUCCUCCCCGGCCCUGCUCUUGAAGAUGUCUUGACUCAUCUCGCAGCUCGGUUGCAUGCCUGACAGACUGGAGCCCAGGGCAGCAUGAAGGAGAGCCCUGCUGUUCCUGUGCUUUUCGGAGGUUUGAAAACCUCAAAUAAAUGUGAUGUUUACAAUGUAUUUGGAGAGAAAUAGGGGUAAUGGAGGUGGGUCGGAGGGUCUCUGAGGUGAUGCCCCUGCUGCCGGACCAGGGCCCAGGCCCUAAAGGGUGACACAAGCCCUGACAGUGCUCUUCAAUCACCCACAGUUCCCCUUCCUGCCCAGGGUCUCAAAGCAGACAGGAGCAGGGCACUCUGUUCCUGUUUAUAGUCAGGGUAGAGGUUUGGCAGGAAAGAGGGGGUGUGUGUGUGACAGAGCUGGUCUGGCAAACAGUAACCUAAUGAAGGCAGGGCUGGGGGCUCAUACCACAUUCAAGAGAAGGGUAGGAGCUGCUAUCAGCUGCCCCUCCUGUUAUACCCCUGGUCACUGUUUCCCUACUGUUCUGGCCCAAACCUCAGGGACCCCAGAGAAGGGGGGCCUUAGACAUCUCGGGUUCUAAGAAAUGAUGAAUCUCUCACAUCCUGGAGAGACUUGUUAAAAAAAAAAAAAAAAAAAAAAACCACAGAAAUUUGACGCUCCUCUUUGAGGAGCAGCCUCUGGCUGUGAUCUGGCACCAGGCCUUCCCCCUCAGGGCCCUGUCCAGCUGCCUUGGCACCAGGCUCCAUCCAGUUUGCCCUUUUGUUCCUGCCAGUGCCCGCCUUGGCCUCUUGUAGGUCCUCCCAGCGUAGACCAAACCACCAUUGGGUUCAGGUUGCAGCCCCAGGGCCCCUUCCUGGAGGGCCAGAGCCCCAGGUUGCUGCCCCUGCUCUGUCCCUCUCUUCACUCCUGGAGGCCGCCCAGCCAGGGCUGCCUGUUCAAAAGCCUUCCCUCCAAUCCCCACCGGCCACACUCCCGCUGCCCGUGAGCCCUGGUGGGGCAGGAUCUUCUCUGCUUGGCCUGGGCUCCCCCUCUACUUUGGCGCUGUCGUUGUGCCUGUUGCCCACUGUGUCUGUCACUGUUCUUGUGUAAGUGCCUGCCCUCCCUGCUGGACCGUGAGCUUCGUGCCUGAGCCAUCCAUCGCUACUGCACACAGUGCCCCGGGGGGAAGAGGGGAAAACCCAGGCAUCUUCCGCAUGAAAGCUUCAGGGAAACCAAAACUCUAAUUUUCUUGGUGGCUGUUGGAGGAUCAGCAUCACAGGGGAAACAAACUUUUCUAGAUGUCUGUGUGGUUGGAGAACAAAGCCUGCUGCCAGUAGUUAAUACCUUCCUGUCAAGGGGAACUCAGUCCUUGGUGAGGCCAGCACUCCAGGAAAGGGAGCCCACAGGUUCAAGGCCUCUGAGUUUCUGAGGACCCAGCAGACUUUGUAGUCCCCAGUGGGGGACGAGGGGCACCUAAUGGGGCCAGGGUGUGGGGAGGGAGGGAGAGGGUGUCCAUCAAAGAAGGCUUCCUGAGGAGCUGAUGCCUGAGACUCACAGCUACAUGGAGAUGAGAGAAGAAAGAAAAUGGGGGAAAGACACUCCGCAGAGGGGAAAGUCCCUGUGAGAGCACAGGACGAGGCAGUGGGCAUCUCCAAUUUGGGAAACUGGAACCUAAAGUCUGAAGGGGGAUGUAUGCAGGGGUUUUUGGGGAAGCGGGUAACAGUAGUAACUGAUGCUGUGCCAAGGAUGCCCCUGUACUGCACUAGGCACUUCCUAUAUUUGUUUUCCUCAAGCUAACCUGAUGAAUAGUGAUAGUUAUAUUAUUAUGCUAUAUUGAUAUAUAAUGUAUUAUUCUGAUGUUAUUUUUAAAUAAGUAUUUAAUUUUGAAUAGAGAAUUUUAAAAAGGCGUGCUAUGAAAAUUGUCCCUUGCACUCCUGAUUCCAUCCACAUAUUUUCAAACAGGUAUCCCAUGGUAUUUGUUUCUUGGUUUUUCUUCCAGAAGUUGAGGUUUAAAAAAAAUACGUUUACAAGAAAAUCCAAAUAUAUUAUUCUCUGGACGGGGGUUGGUUGUUUUUUGGGUUUUCACAGAAAUGGCAGCAUAGCAAAUACAAUGUUGAUUUGUUCACUUAACCUUACAGUUGAGGAUCUUUCCAUAUUAGCACACCUAGACUUUCCCUAUUCAGUUUUGUAGUUACAUAGGAUUCCAUUGAAUGGGUUAUCAUAGUUUAUUUAACCUGGUUUGCAUUGAUGGGCAUUCAGAUUUUUUGUGUGUGUUUUGCUAUUUCAAACAAUCUUGCAGUAAUAAUCUUUCACAUAUGCUAUUUCACCUGUGGUUGAAGUUCAUCUGUGAGAUAAAGUCCUAGAAAGGAAAUUGCUAGGUCAAAGCGUUUCUAAUUUAAUAUUGCCCAAAUGCCUUCUCUGGGGGUUAUUCUAAUUUACACUCCCAUUAUCAGUGAGUGAGAGUCUGUUUUUCCUCAUAGCCAUGGCAAC